AAUUGAUAUUAAUGUAGUAUUAAUAGUUCUCAGAAAGCGAACAAUAGCAAUCUACAUUAAAUUUAGGAUUAUUUUAUUUAUUUUACAAUUCAGGUAGUGGGAGUGUUAAGGCUAAUUAGUUUUGUGUAUUGGAUGUAUUAUUUGAUUAAUAAUUUAGUGUGCUGAUAUCACUUUAAUUGUUGAUGGUAAAGAAGUGCAAAUCUCUUUCUUCAGCAUUCAAAAUGUGGCUUCCAGAAAUUAGGGUUAUAGCAAAUUGAAGGAUGAUUUAAGUUCAAGUACCUUAUUUGUAUAAUUCAGAUAAUAAAUAAAUCCCAAUCGUCAUAGCAGGAGGAGAUGGUUCCAUGAUGUGGGUGAUAGAGUAAAUGAUCUAACAAAAAAUUGAUAUCAAUCAAAUAGUUAUUAUUCCAUUACCUUGUGGAACAGGAAAUGAUUUUUCAAAUGCAUUAGGUAGUGUUAACAUAAUGUAUUCAAGGGUGGGAUACUGAUAUACCAGGAAACAUGCUAGAAAACGACUAUCGAAUUCUAAAGCAAUAUAUAAGAUUUUGGUAGAAAGGCCAUCAAUGCUUUUUUGACAUUUGGGAUAUUACUAUCUAAACUCAAUAGGAUGGAUACUUUUAAGAGAUAAAGAAGAAUGAGAAGGGCUAUACCAAAUAAAGUGUCAAAGACCUUGAUGGGAUGAAUACUAACAUUUUGGAAAAGAAAAUGUCCAACUACUUUAGUAUUGGAGUGGAUGCAAGGAUUGGAUAUGGGUUUGAUAAGAAUAGAACAACCAAUAGACAUCUCAAUAAAAUUUGCUAUUGUUUAUAAGGCAUAUAAAAGAUGUUCUUGAAAAACCCAAGAUUAAAUCAAGUUGUGGAAUUUGUUGAACACUUUGUAUUUAUUUAUUGAACCUUAAUAUCUUAGAAUCAUAAGGAAUAGAAAACCCUAUUCAAAACUGUGAAUUGCCAAGAUAAAAAUGCUUUAACUGUUCCUGGAAAUCCUGCAACUUUAGUAUGUUUGAACAUCAAUUCAUAUGCUGCUGGGAUUACAGAUAUUUGGAAAAAUGGAAAAACUCCACCAGAAUUUUUGCAAAAGAACAAAUUAUAUUCUGAAAAAACCUCAUUCUCUGAUGGAUUAUUAGAAUUUAUAUCAUUCGAUUCUAUUGCAGGAAUUGGAUCUGAAAGGUUAAAUCUCAUUUAUGAAUCUUAAAUAGAGUAUUGGCUGGCAAUGCAACAAGAUUGGCUUAAACUAAUGGACCUUUGCUUAUUAAAUUUUAAGAAUCAAAUUAAAACAACACUGUAAAUAGUUACAUCUAAAUUGAUGGUCAAUAUUUUUCUAUCAUCAAUCCUUUGAGUGUGGAAAUUUAACCAUGUCGACAAUUACCUCAAGGCAAAAUAAGAAUUUUAAUGAAGGAUUGA
Paramecium octaurelia is the source of this 1397-nucleotide messenger RNA. The record is from the annotation of a GenBank genome assembly. Lineage: Eukaryota; Ciliophora; Oligohymenophorea; Peniculida; Parameciidae.